AUGGACCUCAAGAACCCGUGCAGCUGCGGCGCGAGCGAGUGCACCAUUGCCUGUGCGUGCGCCGAGCACCCCAAGAAGUGCGAGAACCGCGCGUCGCAGCAGGGCGUCACCGUCCGCCUCUGCGUGACCCGGUACGCCGACAAGGGCUGGGGCGUGAAGACGCUGAAAGCCCUCAAGCGCGGCGACUUCGUCUGCGAGUAUGUCGGCGAGCUCAUCUCGGAGAGCGAGAUGAAGGCGCGGGAGGAGCGCGCUGAGAUCAACUCGUCCUACAUCUUCACCCCCUCGGGCCGGGGAGGCGCGGAGGCGUAUGCCGCCAUCGACGGUUUCGCCAUGCGCAACGUCGCCGCCUUCAUCAACUUCUCCUGCUCGCCCAACCUGGAGCUCCGCUACCUCGACCACCCAUACGGCGACCGGCGGAUCAAACGCGUCGGCUUCUACGCGAAGGAGGACAUCGAGUCGGGGACGGAGCUCGGCUACCGCCGCAACCAGGGGUGCGUGGAUGGCCAGAUGUCGAAAAUCGCGUGCAAGUGCGGCUCCGAGAAGUGCCGCGGCUUCCUCUGA
Emiliania huxleyi CCMP1516 is the source of this 561-nucleotide messenger RNA. RefSeq lists its product as hypothetical. The transcript has a single exon. The record is from RefSeq and is a predicted model, not a curated record. Gene Ontology annotation, molecular function: protein binding. NCBI's taxonomy places the organism in Eukaryota, Haptophyta, Isochrysidales, Noelaerhabdaceae. The coding region runs from base 1 to 561 and encodes 186 amino acids.